Linepithema humile (Argentine ant) is the source of this 3092-nucleotide messenger RNA. It is a transcript of the gene TORIP, whose product is annotated as Torsin interacting protein. NCBI's taxonomy places the organism in Eukaryota, Metazoa, Arthropoda, Insecta, Hymenoptera, Formicidae. Gene Ontology annotation, biological process: membrane organization. Gene Ontology annotation, cellular component: membrane. The record is from RefSeq and is a predicted model, not a curated record. Gene Ontology annotation, molecular function: ATPase activator activity.
CAAUGCUCAUACGUUAGACGAUGCCGGCAAAUUCGGUGGCGAUCGGUGCUUUUAGCUGAAUCUUCGCCACUACGGAACAAUUCUAUAGUUGUACAGUGGUGUGUUUCCGAGGCAGAUAGAGAAAGAGCAACCAUAAGUUGGUAGUAGUGCCACAUCGCAAAUUCGCCGACUGUUGUCAGCAAAAUUACCUUUUUCUGCGACGAUAGGAGAUGAGUUUAUCUGGUGCAAAAUGUUCUGAUAAAAGUGACACUUCUACCAGCCUUUCUAAACAGUACACCAUCAUGCCAUGUAUAUCAAAUACACGUUUAUACGAAAUUGACUUAGAACGUUUAAGUAAUGAACAAUAUCUAAAGGAGAUUUAUAAUCCCUCAGUGAUGAAUGAACCAUCUGGACCUAAAGCUCGAAUCCCUAUAAGACAAGAAAAUACUGAAGAAUCCUAUUUAAAAAAUAAAUCAAACAUAUUAUCUAUCGUAAUAACUUCGUAUAGCACAAUUACUCACAUUCCUUUGAAAGUGAGGAAUCAUCUAAUGAUGAUAGCAUUGAAAAUGGAGAACAGAUGAAAAUAGAUCAACAUGAGAUUGCAAAAACAAACAAUUUCGUCAUUCGCAAAAUCGUUCUAGAACUUUUUCUCCAGAAAAGACUUUGAAAAAUGGUUCAAAAUGUAGUACUCCAGAAGUUCAGCUAUUUAAAAUUAAACAAGAUAUAGAAAGCAGGAAACUAAAAAGAAAGCAAGAGCAAAAAGAGAGCAAGAGACUAAAAGAUUAUCUAAUAAUCCCAUUUAUUUCGGUCAUUUUUUUUGCUGUGGUUUUGUUUCCAUAUAUGUAUAAAACACAAGAACAACCAAUAAAUCAUGAUAAUUUACUAUUUAAAUUUAUCAAAAACGUUAAAGCAAAGUUUCAUAAUCAAGAAUCAGAUAGCUGGAAUGAUAUUUCAUCUGCAAUAAAUGAAGUAGUAUCAAGAAGCCCUAAAGUACCUUCGAUUAUUCUAUUAUUUGCGAAUGAAACAAACACUAUGGAUUGUUUAGCCACAGAACUGGCACAUGUAAGCAGCAGUAUUUUACAUACGGACCAUCCUAAGAACUUCAAUCCUGAAGAUUUUGGAGAUAAUGCUGGUGAUGUCAUUAAUACAUUAAAAAAAAAUUUUCCACCAGUAAAAGUUAUAGUCAUUCGUGAUAUUUUGAAUAUUAAUGCAGAAGCGAUAAAAGCAUUACAUUUUUUGUGUGAUAAAGUUAGCCCUUUAAUUGACGAAGCUAUUUAUAUUCUUACCAUGCAAACCAACAAUUAUCAACCAUCAAAGAAAAGGCUGACCUUUGUGGAAGAUUAUAUUCGCCGUAAACUGUCAAAAAGCAUUGAUCAAGACAUUUUAAUGCCACUUAUAACACGCAUUACAGAUGGAGCAGUUAUAUUGGUACAACCUGAGCCAAAUUUAGAACACUGCAGGAACUAAUUUGUCCGAAUUGUAAGAAAAUGGUGUUCUAGAUUUAAUAAUAUAAGUCUGUAAAUAAUAGAAUUAAUUGCGAAAUUAUUAUAUAAGUGCAAUUACCAUGAGUUUAGUAUAAAGUAUAUACACAAUAUAUGUAUGUAUAACAAAAUACAGAUUAAUAACGGUACAUGAGAUUAAUAACAGUACAGAUUAAUAACCACUUCUAAUAUUAAAUAUAUAGCAAUAAAUAUCUUUAAGACUUCUAAGAUCUUAUUGUAAUUAUGUCAAAUUAGUAUGCUAAAAAUAAUAUUGAACAUAUAAGAUCGAAUAUACAAGCCGAUUUGUAUUUCUUGCGGGAAAGCAAUCAUGAUUAUUCAUAUAUUUUUCACUUAUUUGAAUAAUAAUUGAAAAAUGAUAAUUUAUUUCAUACCAAAAUUAAUCCAUGAUUUCCCUCUUCUCUAGUACUUAUUAUAACAUUAGAAAGCUGCUCUCGAAUUAGGAAUUAAUUUUUUUGAAACUGCAACAAUACUUACAUGAUAAUUAUAAUAGAGAUAAAUAAUAUUUAUGAUUAAGCUUGUCAUUGGUUACAUAUUGAAAAAAUAUAAGAUCUGUUAAUUUAACUUUAUUUUAUGUCAAUAUUACACGAAAUAAAGGCUUUCUAAUCGUAAUUUCAUAUUUCUAUGUAUUUUCGAAAAAUAUAAUGACAUUGUUGUAUCUAGCGAUUUCACGCAUAUUUCCGAAUGACAUUUUAUUUAGCUUUAAAAUAAAAUACAAUGGUUGGGAUUACUUUAUGUGUGUAACAUUCGACUUUCGUAUUAAUGUGUCAGUCGGCAGUCCGUACAGUGUGAUUGAAUGUCGAGUAUCAUAUCCUACUCGUUGCCAAUUUACAAGACCUUUCAUCGUAAUUCUAAUUUAUGUAAAGUAAUUCGAAAUAUUAUUUACAAUCAAAGAAAAUGUUAUUAAUAGUUAGUAGAAUAUUGUGUUUAUUAUAACUACAAUUAGUAUUACAAUUAAAAAUAUAUGGAUAACAAAAAUUUAUUUUUUCAACAUUUUGUAGAAACUUGUUUAUAAUAAAGGUCAAAUUAUAAGCAAAUUGCAAUUUCUUAUUAACUCGCAUCAUCUUGUUCAAUUUAAAAAACCAAAAAAUAUAUAUAUGUAUAAAAAUUUGCAUAUAUACAAUGUUAUAGUCAAAUUUUGCAUAUAAUUUUAUAAAUAUUUAAUUCGUGACAUGUUUUUUUCACUACCUUCGAAAAACAGGUCAGAAAGUAAACUUAAGAUAAUUGUGAAAUUUUAACAAUAUCUAUAAAUAUUCUAUUUUAAUAAGCUCUCUGUCGAUUUAAUCCUUUCAGAUUCUUGAAAAAAUAAAACAUGAUAUUCAUAUUUAAACUAGUAUUUUCCAGUACUUUCUUUGAACGAUGAAAUACUUUAUAGCAGGAAAAAAAUAGCAAUAAUUUUUUACACAUACUAUUAUUAAUGAAUGUGUCAUAUAACAUGAAUAGUCAAAAUUUGUUUUGAUUAUAGCAAUUAUUACACACAGAUUAUUUCGCAACACAUUGAAACAAUAUUAAUUUGACUGGUUAAAAGCCCUAGUUUAAAUCGAUCUCUGUGUUUUAUCAAAUAAUGGUUUUAUAAAGCAUUUUCUCGCACAUUUUAUUUAAAAACAACGUGCA